Cricetulus griseus (Chinese hamster) is the source of this 618-nucleotide messenger RNA. Lineage: Eukaryota; Metazoa; Chordata; Mammalia; Rodentia; Cricetidae. The record is from RefSeq and is a predicted model, not a curated record.
UAUGAUAAACCAGAAGAUGGAAGGCUGAUUUAUACUGGGAACCUGGCCCGCUCAGUAUUUGGUGUGAAAUGUUUCUCUUAUUCUACAAGUAUGAUCAGCCUUGCACUUUUACCACAUCUUCUUUCACAAAAUAAUAUGAUAUUUGGAAGUCUGCCUUUGCAAAUCUUAUUUUAUGGAAUCAUGGGAAGCUUUACAGUGAUCACUCCCAUUCUGCUUCAUUUCCUUACAAAAGGCUAUGUCAUUCGGUUGUACCAUGAAGCCACAACUGACACUUACAAAGCCAUUACUUACAAUGCUGUGCUUUUGGAAACCAGCACAGUGUUUCAUCAAAAUGAUGUGAAGAUUCCAGAGAGCUCACAUUUAUUUACCACCUUUUAUGCUAAAACAAAAUCUCUAUUAGUCAAUCCAUGGCUCUUUCCAAACCCUGAGGACUAUAACCAUCUAAUGGGUUAUGACAAACCAUUCACUUUUGAUGUAGAAGUUAGUGAACAGAAACUGCAUGAGGAUGAAAAAUGAAUCUGUUUUUUGUUUUUGUUUAAAUGUCAUGUGUAUUUCGGUGUAUAAUGUUACCUAUAUUUUAUUAUUGUUAAUGAUUAAAAAAAGUUUAAAGGCUGAAGA